Messenger RNA from Vicia villosa (hairy vetch), 4275 nucleotides. Its product is annotated as disease resistance protein RPV1-like. The record is from RefSeq and is a predicted model, not a curated record. The transcript is spliced from 6 exons. Gene Ontology annotation, molecular function: ADP binding. Lineage: Eukaryota; Viridiplantae; Streptophyta; Magnoliopsida; Fabales; Fabaceae. Gene Ontology annotation, biological process: defense response; signal transduction. Bases 169 to 3240 code for a protein of 1023 amino acids.
AACGUACUGUGUUGAAAUAAAUUAUCAUGAAGCCCAACGAAACUUCCUACAACUUACCACUUGCUAUUUUAUCUUUUGACUAAUUGUCUGCUAUAUAUAAACACUCUCAUAGUACUAAUACACCACAGCAUAAUAUUAAGAUUACUGCAGAGCACUUGGAGAUUUGUAAUGGCUAUGCAACAAUACAUAAGUUCUUCUACAUCUUCUAUGGUAACAUCUUUGAAGAAAUUUGAUGUUUUUAUUAGUUUUCGUGGUGAGGAUACUCGUAAAACCUUCACGAGCCAUCUUUAUGAAGCUCUUAACAAGAAAGUUCUAACAUUUAUUGACAUUGAGCUUGAAAAAGGAGAUGACAUCUCAUCAGCACUUAACAAAGCCAUUGAGGGGUCAGAUGCAUCUAUAGUCAUAUUUUCAAAAGACUAUGCAUCUUCAAAAUGGUGUUUGAAUGAACUCGUUAAGAUUCUAGAAUGCAAGAGAGACCGAAGACAAGUUGUCAUACCCGUUUUCUAUGAAAUAGAACCAUCACAUGUAAGAUACCAAACUGGGAAUUAUAAGCAAGCUUUUGAAAAACACGAGCGAGAAUUGAGACACAACAAAGACAAGUUACAGAAAUGGAAAGAUGCACUCACCGAAGCAGCCAAUUUAUCUGGAUGGAACUCUCAAAAUUACGGGAUGGAAUCAAAUUUUAUUAAAGACAUUGUGGAAGAUGUUUUGAAAAGAUUGAAUCGUAGACACCCAUUUGAAGUUAAUAAGGAACUUGUUGGCAUUGAGAAAAAGUAUGAGAAGAUGGAAUCUUUAUUGAAAAUUGGAUCAAAUGAUGUUAGAACUCUUGUAUUAUGGGGCAUGGGAGGCAUAGGAAAGACCACUCUAGCAAAACACUUAUAUGCUAAAUUGUGUUCUCAAUUUGAACGUACUUGCUUCAUUGAAAAUAUAAGGGAAGAGUCAACCAAGCGUGGACUCACGUUUGUACGUAACAAACUUUUUUCUACAUUGUUGGAGCUUCCUCUCAAUGCACCUUAUGUAGAAACCCCAAUUUUCAUAAAUCGACUUGCACAUGAAAGAAGUCUCAUUGUGUUGGAUGAUGUUGCAACCAUAGAGCAAGCAGAAAAUGUUAACAUAGUCAAUAAUUGCUUGGGAGAGGGAAGUAGAGUCAUUAUCACAACUAGAGAUAUGCAGAUAUGUAGCCAAUUUGACGAGUGCGAAAUAUAUGAGUUUGAGGAAAUGAAUAUAGAUGAGUCUCUUCAAUUAUUCUGUUGGAAUGCCUUUAGAGAAAAAUGUCCAAAGGAUGGAUUUUAUAAUCUAUCAAAAGAAGCAAUUCUUUAUUGCAGAGGCAAUCCCUUAGCUUUGAAAGUUUUAGGUGCAAAUUUUCGUACAAAAAAAAGUAAAGAAGGGUGGGAAAGUGAAUUGGAGAAACUCAAAAAGAUUCCCAAUAGAAAAAUCCAUGAUGUGUUAAAAUUGAGUUAUGAUGACUUAGAUCGUACUCAACAAGACAUAUUUCUAGACAUUGCAUGCAUCUCCACAUCAGCAGGUCCUUAUGAUUAUCGUGAUAAUAAAUAUUACAGAACAGCACUAUGGAAUGCUUGCGAGUUUUUUGCAGAGAGUGGAUUACAAGUCCUUAAAGAUAAAGCGCUCAUAUAUUUUGAUAACGAACGCUAUAUCAAUAUGCAUGGUUUGUUAAAAGAAGUGGGAAAAGAGAUUGUUAUCAGAGAAUCUGUCAAACACCCCGGAAGAAGAAGUCGAUUGUCGAAUUAUGAGGAUCUGUAUGAUGUACUGAAAUAUAACAAGGGAACUGAAGUUGUCGAAGCUAUAAAAUUUGAAGCUCAUCAUCAUAUUGAAGAUUUAUAUUUGAGUUCUGAUUGCUUUAAAAACAUGACCAACUUAAGACAUCUUCAUAUCACUAUAGGUACAAAAAGUAGACUGCAUCUCCUUGAAGGUCUUGAGUGUUUGUCUGAUAAACUGAGGCAUCUUUACUGGGAUUCAUUCCCACUCGAGUCUUUUCCAUCAACGUUUUGUGGAGAAUGGCUUGUACAACUUACAAUGAACUAUAGCAAGCUUAAAAAGCUUUGGGAUGGAACUCAGAGGCUUGACAAUUUAAUGAUUCUUAAUCUUGAUGACUCCGAAGACCUGAUUGAGACUCCAGAUUUAUCAAGGGCCCCAAAUCUUCAAAUAGUGUCCCUUUCUAAUUGUAAGAGUCUCUGUCAACUCCAUCCAUCCAUUUUCAGUAUCCCCAAGCUUACAGAACUAAAAUUAAAUGGAUGCAAAGAGAUUGAAAGCCUGAAACAUAACAUUAAUUUAAAAUCUCUCCAAAUACUCAAUCUCUCAGAUUCUUCUGUCGCCAAAUUUUCGGCGACAUCAGAGGAAAUGAUGGAGCUGUCUCUACGGGGCGCUGUUGCACAGGAAUUUUCUUCAUUGAUGUUGUGUAACAAGAAACUUACUCAACUGCACCUUCAGGGAUGCACACAAAUCAAUACAUCGAGUCUUAUGUUUAUCUUUGAUGGCACACCGUCUUUAAAAAAACUAAAUUUGAGCAAGUGCCGCUACUUAGAAAUUCUCCCUGAUAACAUCCAAAACUGUUCAAUGUUGGAAAUUCUUGAUUUAGAUGACUGCCGGAAACUUAAGUCCCUACCAAAACUUCCAGCUAGCUUGCAAAGCUUUACUGCACGGAAUUGCAUUCAUUUGGAGACUAACUCCAUUCAACAAUCAAUACUUGAGAAUAUGUUACACAAACUCCGUUCACAUGAGAACAUGUUACGUGACAGAUCCCAUUCACGGAGCAACAGGAAAAUGUCAACUUAUGAAAUGGAUUUAUUUUUCUUUCCAGGUGGUGAAGUUCCUAGUGAGUUUAAUUUUCAUACAACAAAGGGUUCCAUAGUUAUUCCUCCUAUUCCAAAAUAUGGUUUGUGUGGUUUCGUCAUUUGCAUCAUUCUCUCUAGGGGAGUGAAUAAAAGUACUGCCAGGUAUUUGGAAAGUGAAGUUUUGUGUACUAUUUAUCAACACACCGAAGAAAUUGACAAUGAGAAAUGGUAUUGGUCAGGCGUAUUAAUUUCAGAUCAUGUGUUGUUAAGUUGCAUAGGGUGUUAUAAUUCUGACUGGGUGAAGAUGUGGAGUAAAAGUAGAGGUGAUCAUUACAACCUUUCAUUUAAAUUCAAUUGUACAAACAAUUAUGGUACGACACCAACAUGGAUCAAGAGAUGCGGGGUAAUCUCUGUAUAUGACUGGAAACAUAGUUUUUGUGUUGGAUAGUAGAGUUAGUGGAGUUGAAAAUGUUGAAAUACAAUCCAACGCUCAACUAUCUGAUCAUUAUGAUGAUAUUAAAGUUUUGGAUGAUUGUCAUCGACAUUCAAAAUUUGAGAUUAAUGAGUCACAACCCCAAAAAAUUGGAGCUGAAAAUGAAGUUGACCAACAACAUCUAACUAUUCCUCAGACAGAAAAUACGGAGCUGAAUGUUAAAUCUUCAUGUUCACGUUCAAUCGGUCUUUUGUUGAAGCACAUACUAGAAGAAUCAAAACGACUAUUUCUCAAGCGAAGAUAAGACAACAUCAAAUCUUUCAUUCAUAAUUCUUUUGCUGAAGCACAUGCUAGAAGAGUCAAAACAGCUAUUUCUCUUGUUUUCAACCAAAGAUAGGACAACAUCAAAGCUUUCGUUCAGAAGUGUCUCGUGACGUAGUGGGUUUGUAUUCGGUACCAUAAAGUUGUAUGUUUGUGAUAUGUAUGGCCUUCAGUGCAUCAAUUUUUGAUAUGUAUGGCUGAAUCACAACUGGGCGCCCAGUGACGAGGACAACUACACAAUGAAUGUAGCCACAUAUAUUGGUGAGGGUGCUUGGACCUGACUCAGCUAUGGUUAGAUUCAAACUGUCACCAGAUGUCUCAGCAUAGGGUGGUUCUCCCACAUUGACUAUGGCAUACGAAAACUUGUUUGACUUGAUAAAAUUAGAAUCAGGAUUUUCAUUGUAGACAACUUUGGUUGCAGGAUCAAUUGUUUGUUUUAUUGCAUCAAGGAUGGUUGUACCUGUCAGCAAAUAUUAACUCUCUAUUAGAUGUUCUGUAAUUCUUCCACAAAGGAAGCUAUGAUAGAGACUGAAAUGAAAUGUUCCGACUUACUCGAAGUAAGAUCAUUACCACUAAGCCCAUUCCAAGUAAUUGCCCAUCCACCAUAUUGAUAUCCCAAAUUGUCAGCAUGACUUCCUGCAAUUAUUAUUUUUGAAUAUUUUUUGGGAAGAGGAAGUACUGGUUUUUCGGCAGAUUUACCAUUCUUUAACAGUACUAGGGAUUUCCGAA